This is a messenger RNA of Pseudoliparis swirei, 623 nucleotides long. RefSeq names its product brevican core protein-like. The record is from RefSeq and is a predicted model, not a curated record. The transcript has 4 exons. NCBI's taxonomy places the organism in Eukaryota, Metazoa, Chordata, Actinopteri, Perciformes, Liparidae. The coding region runs from base 87 to 623 and encodes 178 amino acids.
CAAAAAGUGCCUCCACUUCCCUGUGAGACGAGAAGGAACCAUCAACACCAACCGGGCCAAACACAUUUGUCCUCAUUACCACCACCAUGACAUGGACUGAGGCCCAGAACUACUGCAGAGAACACCACACAGACCUGGCCAGUGUGAGGAACAUGGAGGAGAACCAGAUGGUACACAAUCUGGUUCCCUAUGGAGCGUACGUCUGGAUCGGCCUUUUCAGUGUUCAGUGGAAGUGGUCUGAUGGAAGUGAGUCCUCAUUUAGGAACUGGAAUCCUCUGGUGCCUCUUGAACUUGGUGGCUCCUCUAAGAAGUGUGUGGCAGCAGACUUCAGUUCCGCUGGACAAUGGGAGACCCUGGACUGUAACGUCAAGUCAGCGUUUAUCUGCUACCGUGACGUUGUUCCUGUUUCAAAGCAAGUGGUGAAAGUCAGGCUGGAGAAAAGCAGCUCCUCUCUGGAUCUGAAUGACCCUGUGGUGAUGGAGAACCUCUUGAAGAAGAUCAAACAGAGGAUGAAGGACCAGGGGCUGAACGACGACAUCAAACUGAGCUGGAAGAAGCAGUCGGAUGGAAAAGUCUUCCACAAGGAAGCGAAGAAGACCAAGAAGAGAAGAGAUGAGCUGUAA